AUGCCCGGUCUAGUGAGCAGUGUUGGGGGACUCGUUGGAGCUGGGGUCAAAGGUCUGAUGGAUUUGGCGGAAGAAUAUAUAUCAGCUAGGGAUAUAAACCUCGAUCCCUCACAUCUCUCUUCUCUCACCGAAACGAAAAGUUUUGCCGUACCUAUACCCCAUGUCACAUCUUCCACAUCUUCUACAACUUCUUCCGCUAAUUCCUCCGUCAUCUCCCGAUCAACCUUUUCGUCCGCCAGUCUCAUCCAAGUCACAGACAUCCCUUCAGGAUGGAUCCAUUUACAAUCCACAUAUCUGGAUGACACAGGAAGUCAGAAGAAAGUUCGAUGUUUUGGUUUGAGAAGCUGUACGGAUAGGGAUGUCGAGGUGGAAAUCAGCAGUGAUCUCAACGGACAGGUCUUGUUCUGGCUUGGUGAGGAUGAACAAGUGAGCAGUUCUGCCUCGUCAACAUCCUCCUUAUCGAACACCUCUGGUACCACGAGUCUCGUUUUCACCCUUCCAGCUGGAGCAUCUCUCACCGUGUGUCUGUCAUUUCAGGCUAAUAUCGACGGCUUCGAUCCACCCACCUCACCCACCGAAUCCGAAGGUGGAUACACACCCCGUCUCAAACCUGCUCUCUCGCGCAAGAGUUCCUCUGAAAGGUCAUCCACUGCUGCCUCUCUUCCAUCGGACAAGGCUCUCUCCGACCGCAGUUCGUACUCCUCCCAUCUGACCGCCGUCUCCCGUGGUGUAGCACCCUCUGCUCGAAAGCUCGAACCCGUUCACAAAGCCUUCCCGGUGCAUGGUUCCAUCUCCGUUCGUGCCAACCUCGUUCCUACAAUCGCCGACGACCGUGUCUCUCAGUCUAUCACGGUCCCAUUCUUCGCCACUGUCUGUCGAUCGCUGUUCACAGCUGCCCUCAUUGAUCCUGAAACCGGUCUGACCACUGGCCAACAGCAAUCUUCGGGUGAGCUAUGUAUCGACUUUGGGCCCGAUCCAGUGGUAGGGGGUGAAUACAACCGUGACAUUCUACUUGUCAAUAGAUCCGAAAUUGAGUUGGUGUGGACCACUGCCGUUGUCUCGUGUGGUCAGAAAGAAGCCAUUUGGCUUUCUCUACGGGAUUUGGAUUCUGAGAAUGUCUUUGGAGUUGACCGUUCAUCUCAGCCUGUCCCUCUGCCGGCACUUUCAUCUCGACACUUACGAUUGGCUCUCCGAGUCAGAGCACCGGUCCCGGAGUUCGAAUUUGACUUUGUCCUUGCGAACAUUCAUCAGAGCGGUAAUGUUGUCACCUGCAAGGUUAUCGGAUCUAGUCGUAGUGCAGCCAAUUCGGAUUUACUACGGAUCUUAAGUGGGACUACCUUGGAUUUUGGUCAGAUAUGUGAUGGUUUAUGGGCCCGCAAAAUAAUAACUUGCAAGAAUGCUGGAGAUAAAUCUCUCGACGUACACUUUUCCGCAACACCGGGAUACGAAGUUGUCUUUCGAUUGGCGGGUAUUGCUGGAGAAGAUUUGGAUGAGGAUUCUCCCAUGGAACGACCAAGCAGGUUGGAUCAAAGAAGUUCUGAAAGGUUCUCCUCUGCUUAUCGGGAUCCUUCUCGAGGCCGACCCACUAUAACACGAGCUGCUUCCCCUUCAUUCAGUGGGAGUCAACCGACUUCUAUCCUCAAACACUCUUCUGGGACGUCAUCAAUCCCAAUCAGCUCUGUGCGGUCAGAAGCAUAUGAAGCUGAAGAAUCACAAAUUGGAUCUUUCCCCGAAUCUAGCGAUAAAUCUAGUGUUAGGGAUUUAUCUCAGCCUUCUUCCCGACCAUUAUCCCGAGCUACCAGUCGAGCCUCCAGCGUGCACUUUCAUACUGAUGCCGCGGAAUCAGACGAGGAAGAUAACGAAACCCCAUUCUUUGGAGCUGAUUCUUUACAACCAACAGAAGAAUCCGAUGCGCAUGCUAGAGGUCCAAACUUGCCCGAUUCUCUUUCAGAAAGGAACAUACCUGAUCAAAUCGAGGAAAUCAUCAUGCGACCAGGUACGGAAUAUCGUAUCUCCGUUAUAUAUCGACCCGCAAGAGACACCACGAAUGCUGCUGAGAUUGCUGGUGCUCUAAGAGAAACAAACUUCCAAGUCUUUCUCGACUCGAAUCCUUCUCACAAACUAGACUUGAUAACGAGGAGAACGAUAAAUUGUACUUCCGAAUCGUGUACUUCUAUCAUAAGUGUGGCCGAGAUGAAGAUCGAUUUCGGUGAAGUAACUGUAGGAGCCAAUAAAUCCACUCUACUACAUAUUUCCAAUUUAUCCGCUCUGUCCGCCAAAGUUGAAAUCGCUGCCAUAUCCAAAGUUCUUUCCGCAAAUCGAAAUGUCAUCGUCAUCCCUCCAUUCGAAACAGUAGAAGAUAAACUUGAUUUCUUCCCGAGACGUAUCAACGAUGCCUACGAAAAACAAAUUGUCGUGAGAAAUUUAUUGAAUAGAUUCAAUGAUCAAAUUAUUCAAGUUCGUUCGAAAAAUAUUGAUCGACAUAAUGUUACUUUACAUUCUCAUCUUUACAAAAUUUACACUCCAUCCGGAUCCAACUUUUUAGAUUUCGGUUCGGUCGUGAUCAAUUCUCCAACUGUAAGAACGGUACAAUUUGAAAACUUAUCAUCCGCUCAACUCAUCUUGGAGUUGACUGCUAGUCAACCGGAAGAUGUGGAAUUAUAUGUGAAAUGUGAAGAUGCUCCGGCGAGGAUUAUUCGGAAAGGUAAAUACGCAGAUGAAGGUCAAUUAUCACCUAAAACUUCGUCGAAUGGUGGAGGAAUGAAAGAAAGGUUCAUGGAAUCUCUACAUCAAUUAGAUAAAGAUCCUUCUUUGAGAAAACCCAAAAAGGAGGUACCAAGAGUCAAAGAGGAUGGACGUUUCGUAGGGAUCAUGGUCGCUGAUGCUUUGAGGAAAAACCAAAAAGGAAGACAAGUGGUUAGAUAUGGUUGUUCGAUGAUGUUCAAAGAUAAAUGUCUGUUGGAGGAUCACGAGUAUUUAGAUUUAGCUACAGGUCCACCAAUAUCGGGUCAUAGGAUACAACAGGGGAAUAAAAAAUAUACUUUGUUGGAAAGUAUAGAACAGGAUGUGAAGUGGAGAUUGAGAAGAAUCAAUUCGAACAGGACAAAAUCUAGGACCGUAUCUACAAAAGAUAGAUCUUCCAAAGAUAAAGAAAGAAAAGCAAGAUCUCCAUUACUGAAACCUAAAUCGGAUGACAAUUCUAUUCCUUCUGUCCCUCGGUCAAAAUCACCUCAACCUAAAUCAUCACAUACCUCAUCUCAUCACAAGGCAACAACACAUACAACCACUUCUCAUACUUCUCAUUCCUCCGUUUCUCAUCAUACGAAAGCAACGUCUCAUCAUCAAGUCGACCAGAAAUCUACAUCGUCGAAAACACCUCAUGAUCAACCUAUCACAGUAUCCCAUCCCAAGUCAACUUCUCAACAUCAAACGCCUCAUGAGAAAUCAUCGUCCAAACACCCUCAUGGGCAACACAUCUCAGUAUCUCAUUCCCAAUCAACGGCUCAACAUCAAAUCACCGAUAAACCUAGAUCAACUUCCAAGCCCCCUCAUAAUCAUCCAACUUCCGUUCCCCAUUCAAAGUCAACGGUCCAGCAUCAAGUUACUGAUAAACCUAGAUCGUCGUCCAAACCCCCUGUUGUGAAGAAUACUAAAGACAAAAGUCCUGCUCUUACUGGGAAGACCAAACAAUCCACUUCUCAUCUCACUAGUGAUACUUCUAAAAUGUCCCUCGAGACUCUGCUUCAAUCUUUUCAAUCUCACGAUCUGAAGAAGACCACCAUCUCUCAACGUUCUCAAGAAGAAGAAGAGGGUUAUGUCAGAAAGAUCAUUUCGUUGAAGACAGAGUUAGAAAAUGUGAUUUCGAGUGGGAAGAUCGUCCCUGCUAGAUUGUUGACUAUUCCUGCUGGGGAAAAGAGAGAGGUUAUUUUGAUCAUGACUCCUAAUGGAUCUACCCGACCUCAUGUGACUUUCAGAGCUAAAAGAGCGGAUUCUAGGAUUUAUAUCAAGUUAGUUGAGUUUGAUAAGAGUAUGUUGGUUCUUGCCGAUCCGACUUCGACGCCGGGUACGAGUAAGGGAUCUACAGUUGUAUCGACAAGUGUAUCUCCCACCAAAGUCGAUUCUUCGGCUAGUGUUGAUUCUUCGACUCCGAACUCUAUUCCGACCUCCUCUUCAAAUAUCCCGUCAUUUUCAACCCAGUCAAAUGUCAGCACUAUCCCCCUUGAAGGACAACCUUCAAAUCAUACACAAAUCGACACAGAACAAAUCACUCCAACCCCAACGACCAUCUCCACCCACUCCUCAAACCCACCUGUCUCCAAAACCAUCCUUCCCAUCAAACAUUACGAAAACCUAGAAGAUAUUGAAAUCCCAGUCAGAGAUCUUUUACUCAAAUCAUCAUGUAUUCGUUCCAUCUUAGAAGUUUCACAAACAUCCAUCAAUUUCGGUCAAACUGAAAAAGGUGAAAUACGUUCACGUACAAUCGUCAUUCAAAACAAAUCAGAUACACCAGGUAUAUUCAGAUUUCGUACUUCCGGUUCAAUAGCAUCUGGUGAUAUAAAAUUAGGUUUAGGUCAUUAUGGUGUUAUACCAGCAUAUGGUAGAAGAGAAUAUGAUAAAUUCUCUUUCACACCUACUAUCGUUGGUUUAUUUCAAGAAAUGUUAGUUUUGGAAAAUGUACAAGAUGGUUGGAAUGAUAAAGUUUUAUCCGUUAAAGCUAUCGUUAGGAAAAAACCUAGUUUUAUUGUCGAUCCUGAUAAAUUAGAAUGGGGUACGAAAGAUAUGAGUAUGAGAGGUGUUUGGGUGACUAAUGUGAGUAAGUUCGAAAGGACUUUUCUGGUAGAGUUAGAGAUGGAGGAGGAGAAUAAGGUUGAGAAUAUUCAAGAUUUGAAACGUAUGGAGAUGUUGAAGAAUACGAAUAGAUCGGAUUCUUCAAGUACCAUCGUCCCUUUCAACAAAACUUCGGACAAUAUGGUGUCAACAGAAACUAUUACUACAAACUCAACAUUAUCGAACGAUAUCACAAUCUCAACACUAUCGAACAAUACUACAAAUCCAACAUUUUCGGACAAUGGUGAAAAGGUGAAUGUAUCAGAUAGGAUAAACACGACAGAUCAAACAAAUUCAACACAAUCGUCUGACUGUUCAGAUCACACACAAGAAGAUGAGAUACAACAAGUGGAUAUUUCAUUAAGUCUUGAUGAUUCUCUUGUGGGUAUAGUAUUGAGUCAAUCGGAAGAAGAAGAAGUUGAAAAAUUAUUACAAAAGUUGAAAAUCGCAAAGAGGAAAGGUAAAAGUGAAAAAAUUGGAAAAUAUGAAAAUAGGUUGAAAGAAUUGGGUAUUGAAAUUCCUAUUGUUCCUUCUACUUCAAUUUCAGAGGUCGAUAUUACUUCUUCACCUUCUCUUGAUCUUAUCCCUUCUGUACCUAUUCCUUUACCUACUGUCGCUCCUACUUCAGCUCUUUCAGAUCUCAAUCCUUCUAUUCCCAUAUCUUCUAUCCCUACUCCAGAUCUUGUCGCUUCCAAUGCUGCUUCUUCAGCAACGUCCAAUCCAGCUAGUUCUUUCACACCCGCUGCAGGUCCCAUCAUCUCUCAUACCACUCAUUCCGAUCCCUCCACCUUGAUGGAACAACCCGCAAUUCCCGUCUUAUCGAACCCUUCCCACUCUCAAGUUGUGUCCGCCCAAUAUGGUCAAUCGAAUGAUACACCUAAAGGAAGUCCACCGUUACCUAUCAUCCAUAUAACGGACGAAUCGGAAGGUGCCACAACUAUCUUUCAUCCUCUUACCGAAAACCCGAAACCAUCAAUCACGAAUCAUACUUCGACUACACCCUCGACACCAACUGUUAAAAGUUUAUUGGUCACUUUGACACCUAAUCAGAAGAAAAAGAUUUGUGUACAUCUUUCCGUCGUCCAAUAUAAGAAGGGUGAGCAAGUGGAUAGUUCGUCCUCAGGUGUGGUGCCAAAGGGGGUAACGGAUCGACCGGUGGGAAGUGUAAAUCAGUCUACUCAACAUAUAGCUUGGGAUAGUGGGAGUGAACAAGGGACGUUAACAACUCACCAGCAAACCGGGGUUAGUAGUGAAAAGGAGGGUCAACCUACGAAUCAAUUAUCUGGUGGUAGUGGGAAGGAGGGUCAACCUACGAAUCACUUAUCUGGUGGUAGUGGGAAGGAGAGUCAAGCGACGAAUCAAGCAAAUGGUGGUAGUGGCAGUGGACAGACAACCUCUACUGAAAAUAUCGUACAGAUCACAGAAAAGGAACCCCUCAUCAGAAAUAAAACCGUCAAAGCAAGUUUGAAGAUAUACGACAGAAAGAAUAGAGACGAGAUGAUUACGGUACCUAUCGUUGUGAAAGGAUUGGAUGGGGGUGACGAGGGAUUGGAAACAGGGAAAGCUUUGAGAACUACUGAUGACCCUAUCAACAUCGCGCUCAUGCGUCACUGUCUAGACCUAGCGGCUAAAUGUGUCCCUUCUCCUACCGCGUUCAACGUAGGAUCCAUAAUCUUCUUACCAUCUUCCUCUCCUCACUUUUCCUCUCUUCUUCGGUUUUCCAAACCUUCAACACCUUCCGAAUCGGACAAGCAACCCCGUCCCAUCAUCUUCAAACCUUUCGAACUUGAAGGUCAAAUAAAAGGUUUGAUACUAGGUGAAGGAUGGUCCAGACAAAUACCAGGAAACACACAUGGAGAAGCCAACGCUUUGACUAAUUUAAGAUCUGCUUAUGAGAAGAUACGUGCUGAGAAGAGGUUGUCGACUGUUCGAAGUGUUUCAUCUACGUCAACGACAACUUCUGUUAAUGCUUUCUCGAGCAAAAUAUCAACCAAUGUUCCCUCUUCCACUCCUGUAGCUACGUCCUCGACCAUCCCGAAUAAUUCAGUUUCUAAAAAGAAGAGCGUUGUCGAUAUGGAUAAGACUGUUCCAACUACCAUCAAAAAGACCAUUGUCGAUGAAGGGAAAAACAUCACAAUUCCUACUUCUCAAACGAAUGGGGAAACGAUUCGAACUAAAGAAGAAAAACGUAAAUCUGGUGAAUCAACUUUUAUCCCAAAAUUACAAGAUGUUUUAAAAGAUACGGAAUGUUAUGCUACUAUGGAACCUUGUUCAAUAAGGACUUCUGGAGGACCCAGUGGUGCUUUGGGAUUAGUACGUGCUAAAGUUUGUCGUGUGUAUUUGGGGGUGGAAGAACCACCUGAUUUUGUUCAAUGUGAAGGAGUCAAGAUCCUCGAGACGGCAGGUAUAGAAGUUGUUCGUGUGGUAGGAUUGGAAGAAGAUUGUUUGAAAGCUGCCCGACGUGGAAGGUCUUGA
Messenger RNA from Tremella mesenterica DSM 1558, 7302 nucleotides. RefSeq lists its product as uncharacterized. Gene Ontology annotation, molecular function: catalytic activity. NCBI's taxonomy places the organism in Eukaryota, Fungi, Basidiomycota, Tremellomycetes, Tremellales, Tremellaceae. Bases 1 to 7302 code for a protein of 2433 amino acids. The record is from RefSeq and is a predicted model, not a curated record. The transcript is spliced from 4 exons.